AUGCUACAUCGAUUACUGCUCGUCGCGGUAAUCCCAUUCGUCUUCGGCACUCAGCAAACCGAAUUGAAGGAAGUUCGAGGCGUGCCGCGUUCACAAUUGCCGCUAUUCCAGCCAACCGGGCGCGAGUUGAAUCAUUUCACGUGUCUCGAUGGCACACGAACAAUCCUCUACUCGCAAUUGAACGAUGAUUAUUGCGAUUGUUUGGACGGAAGCGAUGAGCCGGGAACAUCGGCGUGCCAAAACGGCCAAUUUUUCUGUCGCAAUGAGGGCCACACCGGCGAUUUUGUGCCGUCGGAUCGCGUAAAUGACGGAAUUUGCGAUUGUUGCGAUGGAAGCGACGAGUACAACGGCGGCGUCAGUUGCGCCAACAUUUGCGAGGAGCUCGGCCGAGCGGCGAAAAUCGAGCGCGAGCGAAUCGAAGCGGUCGCUCGUCGUGGCUACGCGAAACGAAAAGAGCUCUCGCGUGAGGGUCUUGAGCUUCGCGACGAGAAGCUUCGCAACGUCGAACCGCUGAAGCAGGAGAAGAUUGCACUCGAGCCGGAGCUGAAGACACUUGAAGAGGCGAAGAAGGCCGCCGAGGAAUUGGAGAGGAAGCUUCAAGACGAGCACAGCAAAAAAUGGAUGGAAACUGUGGAGGAGAAGAAGAAGCUGAAAUCCGCGCAGCUUUUCAUGGAGUUGGAUAAGAAUGAGGAUCAGAAGAUCACAUUGGAUGAGCUGAAAAUGCUCAAAUAUCUUGACACAAAUAACGAUGCUCAGGUUUCCGAUGAUGAGGCGAUGAUCUAUCUUCCAAUAAAUGAAGCUGACUAUGAAUACUUCCACUCGAAUAUGUAUAGUCGUCUGAAUGGCCAGAAGAUCACCUAUGAUCGGGAUCGCGAUCUCGAAAAGGAUCUGGAAGCUGAGAAGAACGACGACCUGAUUGCUGAUGAAGAUCGACAUGACGAGGAAAAGGAGGAGGAGCACAAUGAGGAUGGUGGAGAGGAUGAUGAAAAGAUGCCGCCGUAUCCACCAGAAACGCAAGCGGCCAGUGAAGCCGCCGUAGAAGCUAGGAAGAAAUUCGACGAGCUCAAUGACAAAGUUCGAGACAUUGAUAAUAAAAUCCGAGAAGCUGAAGAGUUCGCCACAGCGGAUUAUGGAGAGGAUUUCGCGUGGGUGGCUGUCAAAGGCAAAUGCUUCGAGCGCAACGUCCAACAAUACACUUACACGUUCUGCCCGUUCGGAAACAAUGAGCAGAAGGACACGGGAGCCUACGGCGGCACAAGUCUUGGAAGGUUCAAAGAAUGGGUGACGAUCGGCUCGAACAAAUACGCCAAACAGAUGUACACCGACGGCCAACAAUGCUGGAAUGGUCCGAAACGAUCGACAGAGGUGGUGAUCGAAUGCGGCGAGGAUCACGAUCUUGCCGAAGUCACCGAGCCGGCGAAAUGCGAAUACCACUAUGUGUUCCGAACCCCGCUCGCGUGCGACGAUCCCGAUAAGGCGUCGAAGCACGAAGAGCUCUAA
Molecule: messenger RNA, 1500 nt
Organism: Caenorhabditis bovis
Lineage: Eukaryota; Metazoa; Nematoda; Chromadorea; Rhabditida; Rhabditidae
Source: the annotation of a GenBank genome assembly